ACACUAAUCAAGUUUUUCUUAGAUUAAAAGCGCAGUACAAACCAACAAUGAAAGCAGAAUGUUUAAUAGUGAUGAUUUUGCUAAUAUGUGCACAAGCUUUCAAUGUACCAAACAAUGGGUCGACACAACACUGGUUUAAGAUAAAUGACACAAAUUAUGUGAUUGAACUAGCUAUUACAGCAAAUUUCUGGUCUGCUAUGGAGUAUUGCACUUCUCAUAAUAUGCAACUAGUGUCUAUGGAUACUCUAGAAGAAAAUUCAGAAGUUUAUGCACAAGUAUCAAAUAUAGUGUUAAACAAUUCCUUGAAUUUUUGGUCUGCUGGUAAUAUCCUAGGAGACGAUAAAUCAAUCUGGAUAUGGAUGACAACAGGAAAAGUAAUUAGCAUUAACAGUUGGAGAGCUAGGGAACCUAAUACUCAAAGACUAACAGAUUUAUGCUUAUCUUUAUUAUAUCCAAAGGAUGAAAAUGGCUGGUGGACAGCUCACCCGUGCACAACGAGAGAUGCAUUUAUUUGUAAACAAUAGAUUAUACAUUUUAAAUUAUGUAGAUAUUUGAUGUAAUAUAACGCAUGCAUAAAAACACUAUUUUUGUAGAAAUGUAUAUGUAAAUAUAAACUUCUCGUGUUAUUAUAUUAAUCGCCCCACUCGUCCAAAACAGCUGAACCGAUUUUUAUGAAAUUUUAUUGUAUUCUGUACUAAAAGUGUAUUCAG
Diabrotica balteata is the source of this 710-nucleotide messenger RNA. NCBI's taxonomy places the organism in Eukaryota, Metazoa, Arthropoda, Insecta, Coleoptera, Chrysomelidae. The record is from the annotation of a GenBank genome assembly.